Carcharodon carcharias (great white shark) is the source of this 2253-nucleotide messenger RNA. Its product is annotated as arfaptin-2-like. Bases 218 to 1363 code for a protein of 381 amino acids. Gene Ontology annotation, biological process: intracellular protein transport; regulation of Arp2/3 complex-mediated actin nucleation. NCBI's taxonomy places the organism in Eukaryota, Metazoa, Chordata, Chondrichthyes, Lamniformes, Lamnidae. The transcript has 10 exons. Gene Ontology annotation, cellular component: trans-Golgi network membrane. The record is from RefSeq and is a predicted model, not a curated record. Gene Ontology annotation, molecular function: protein domain specific binding; phospholipid binding.
GGCCGGUUCGGCUCCGGGACCGAGAAAGAAAACCGGAAACAAGAGUGACCGCCACUGACCGCCCCGGACAGCGGGAGUGACCGCUCCGGACAGCGGCCGGAAGAACUUGUUGUCCAGGCUGCGGUGAGAGAUGAGGUAACUGGUACACCAGAAGAACUUACAAUCGAGAGGAAGGAGGCUUUGGAAUGGCUAUCUUUACUUAAAAUAGACCUGAACAAUGACAGACGGGAUCAUGGGAAAGGCGGCCACAAUGGAAAUUGCCAUAAACAGUAAUGGGGACACGGCUGGUUUACCAGAGGAUGAUAGUUUGGAGCAGGAUCUUCAGCAAGUGAUGGUUUCAGGCCCGAAUCUAAAUGAAACUAGUAUUGUGUCAGGUGGCUACGGAGGAACAGCAGAAGCGAUAAUCGCCACAGGUACAAUCAAAGGCAAGCUAGAGGAAGUCCAGCUCCCAUGGAAGGACAGGGCCAUAGGCAGCAGUCAGGAAGGAAAGUCUGUGUUCAAUCUGGUGCCGAAAGUCAGGAUUUAUAAACCUAGAUCCAGUAACAUUCACCAGUCCCAGAGUGGCCCAGUAAUGAGCGGUGAGGAACCUACCCGUGGGAUUGCUGGGGAGAAGUUCGACAUUGUGAAAAAGUGGGGAAUCAACACCUACAAGUGCACAAAGCAGUUGAUCUCGGAGAGAUUCGGCCGAGGGUCCCGGACAGUGGACCUCGAGUUGGAAGCACAAAUUGAACUCCUGCGGGACACAAAGAGGAAAUAUGAGAAUGUACUGCGUCUUGCUCGUGCCCUCACCAAUCAUUUCUACAACAUGGUGCAGACACAACGGGCCCUGGGCGAGUCUUUCUCUGAUCUCAGCCAGAAAUCACCAGAACUCCAGGAAGAGUUUGGAUACAAUGCUGACACUCAGAAGCUGCUGUGUAAGAAUGGGGAGACGUUACUUGGAGCCAUCAACUUCUUCGUAUCCAGCAUCAAUACUCUCGUCAAUAAGACCAUGGAGGACACACUCCUCACCAUCAAACUGUUUGAGAAUGCCAGAUUGGAAUACGAUGCAUAUCGCACAGACCUUGAGGAGCUGAAUCUGGGACCCCGUGAUUCUAUCACACUGCCGAAGAUUGAUUUGGCACAGCAGCUGUAUCUGUUACAUAAGGAGAAGUACGAGAGAUUACGCAGUGAUGUCACUAUCAAGCUGAAAUUCCUGGAGGAGAACAAGGUGAAAGUGAUGCACAAGCAGUUGCUGUUGUUCCACAAUGCUAUCUCAGCAUACUUCGCAGGGAACCAGCAGCAGCUGGAGCAAACACUCAAACAGUUUAACGUGAAGAUGAAGGUGUCUGGCUCUGAAAAACCAUCCUGGCUCGAGGAACAGUGACAACAAAUGGAUUUGGAAUGGAACCUUGAAGAGGGGCAGAGUCAAGAGCAAUGAGGAAGCUGCAUUAAACACAAAAAACCCAAAAAAUAUCAUUUGAAGUCCGUGUGUUCCAAACAAACUCUCAGACGUGUUAGAAUUUUAGGGGAAUUUCCUGGUUGCUUAAAGUCGAAUCAUUUUCCGAUUUCUUGGCUUCAUAUUCUUAUACAAAUCAAACACUAAGGUACGAUGGGACUGCUUGUGUCAGAGCUCGGAGCGCACUCUUAGUUUGUAUAUAUUCCUUCUGUGGACCACACAGGCUGUAUGGGUACCCGGGGGUCACCCUUCUUGGAACUCCCCCCACCCCCACCCCAGGAUCCCAACAGCUUUGAGCUCUGGUCCUGUGGGGCUGCUCUGGUUAAAAGGGAACAGGCUGUUUUAAAGGGGACCUUGUUUUUAAUUUGCACCUUUCACAGGGGUUUUGGUGGUGGUCGGGGUGGAGGGUUCUGGAGACAUGCUGGUGAUUCUGGUACCGAUUGGUGGGUGGGUGGAUGGAUGGAUGGAUGGAUGGGACCCUGGACCAGACAUCUUCACCAAGAUAGGCUCCGCACACCCCCAGCUGCUGCGGUGAGCUAGGGGGGAGGGGAGGGGAGGGGAGCCCAGCAAGGACAAAGGUUGUCCCUUGGGUUUACCCUGUUUAUCUGAAUAUGGGAGCAAGGGAACAUUCCAGACCCAGAGUAUUUAUUAAACCUUUUGAGUUUGUGGAGGAGAGGAGUUUAACUAUUGUAUGAUGUCAGUGAGGAGCUGUUAGACCACCCACAGUGUUUCCACGUUGAGGGGAAUCGCCAGUAUUGGAAAUGUUUGCAGAGUGUGAGUUCUGUGGUGUAUUAAAGACUAUAUCUUCUUUAACUCUG